Molecule: messenger RNA, 534 nt
Organism: Microthlaspi erraticum
Lineage: Eukaryota; Viridiplantae; Streptophyta; Magnoliopsida; Brassicales; Brassicaceae
Source: the annotation of a GenBank genome assembly
AUGACUUCUGAAACCAGAUUGAUCAAAGUUGGUCCAGCAGAAAGGUAUAGUCGCUACAGUGACUAUUUUGAUCUUAAAGGUCGCAGUGAAAUCUCCCAGAUUUUCGUUUCAGGAGGAGACGACGGGAUAAUGUCGAUCCAGUUCCAAUACGUGGAAAAUGGAGAAUACGUGUUAUCCAAACUAUACGGUACUCAGGGCAGUACAUAUAAGUUUCACACCAUCGAGUUGAACCAUCCUGCUGAGUAUAUUACUGGAGUCAAUGGUCUAUAUUCUGAUAAGUCUGAUAACAUUAAAGUGAUCACUUUCACUACCAACAUCCAGGAGUAUGGUCCGUUUGGUGUAACUAACCCAUAUCUGCAGAGCCAGUUUAGCGACCCAAGAUCUUUUUCCUACAAUCUUGGAAAGUCCUGUCAGUUUGGUGGUUUUCAUGGGUCUUACUACUCUAUCUCUGGUCUCUUAUCUAUCGGUUUUUAUCUUAGUGCUAAAACACUACCGCCCAGCCUUGGUUCAGAGACUCCAAAGAAAGAAUCUUAA